AUGGAGUUGAGGGUGGGGAACAAGUACCGCCUCGGGAGGAAGAUAGGAAGCGGAUCCUUUGGAGAUAUUUACCUCGGUUCCAACAUCGCUACUGGAGAGGAAGUAGCAAUCAAACUGGAAUGUGUGAAGACCAAACAUCCACAGCUCCACAUUGAGAGCAAGUUCUACAAGAUGAUGCAGGGCGGAGUGGGAAUCCCGUCCAUUAAGUGGUGCGGAGCCGAAGGCGACUACAACGUCAUGGUCAUGGAGCUGCUCGGCCCGAGCCUGGAGGACCUGUUCAACUUCUGCUCCCGCAAGUUCAGUCUGAAGACAGUGCUGCUGCUGGCCGACCAGAUGAUCAGUAGGAUUGAAUACAUCCACUCCAAGAACUUCAUCCACAGAGACGUGAAGCCCGAUAACUUCCUGAUGGGGCUCGGCAAGAAGGGUAACCUGGUCUACAUCAUCGACUUCGGUCUGGCCAAGAAGUACCGCGAUGCCCGGACGCACCAGCACAUCCCCUACCGCGAGAACAAGAACCUCACCGGCACCGCACGCUACGCCUCCAUCAACACCCACCUGGGCAUUGAGCAGUCGAGACGAGAUGACCUGGAGUCCCUGGGCUACGUUCUCAUGUACUUCAACCUGGGCUCUCUGCCCUGGCAGGGGCUCAAGGCUGCCACCAAGAGGCAGAAGUAUGAGCGCAUCAGCGAGAAGAAAAUGUCCACCCCCAUUGAGGUGCUCUGCAAGGGAUACCCCUCUGAGUUCUCAACUUAUCUGAAUCUGUGCCGCUCGCUGCGAUUCGACGACAAGCCAGACUACUCCUACCUGAGGCAGCUCUUCAGGAACCUCUUCCACAGACAGGGCUUCUCCUACGACUACGUCUUUGACUGGAACAUGCUGAAGUUUGGGGCCAGCCGGACUGCAGAGGAUGGAGAGCGGGAGAGGAGGGAGGGAAAAGAAGGGGAGGAGCGAGCAGGAGGAGGCCAGAGAGGAGCUGGAGGGCGAGCUCUGCCGCCUGGUCCGAACCCGUCGGCAGCGAACAGAGUCCGGAACGAGACAGACGCUGCUGCUCCGUCCAAUCCGGCUACGCGUGUCGUGCAGCAGUCUGGUAACCGCUCGCCUCAGGCGGGGAGAGCAGAACGAGCCGAGCGAGAGAGGAAGGUGGCCAUGAGGCUCCAUCGCGGGGCCCCGGCCAACGUCUCCUCCUCUGACCUCACUGCACGCCUCGACCAAUCACGCAUCACUGCAUCGCAGGUCAGUGUGCCAUUUGAACAUCUGGCAAAGUGA
Messenger RNA from Limanda limanda (common dab), 1266 nucleotides. It is a transcript of the gene csnk1e, whose product is annotated as casein kinase 1, epsilon. Lineage: Eukaryota; Metazoa; Chordata; Actinopteri; Pleuronectiformes; Pleuronectidae. Gene Ontology annotation, biological process: endocytosis; signal transduction; peptidyl-serine phosphorylation. The coding region runs from base 1 to 1266 and encodes 421 amino acids. Gene Ontology annotation, molecular function: protein serine/threonine kinase activity; ATP binding. The record is from RefSeq and is a predicted model, not a curated record. The transcript is spliced from 9 exons. Gene Ontology annotation, cellular component: cytoplasm; nucleus.